Molecule: messenger RNA, 872 nt
Organism: Peromyscus maniculatus bairdii (prairie deer mouse)
Lineage: Eukaryota; Metazoa; Chordata; Mammalia; Rodentia; Cricetidae
Gene: Ccl24
Product: C-C motif chemokine ligand 24
Biological process (GO): positive regulation of cell migration; eosinophil chemotaxis; inflammatory response
Cellular component (GO): extracellular region
Molecular function (GO): chemokine activity; CCR chemokine receptor binding
Source: RefSeq, a predicted model, not a curated record
GUCCUCAUAUCUCCAGGCCCUUCUUCUUGCACCCCAGCUUUGACCUCUGAGCUGAGGCCUCUAAUCUCCAGGACAUGGCAGGCCCCGCCACCAUUGUCGCCAGCCUUCUUCUGGUAGCUUGUGCGUGCUGCAUCUUCCCCACAGACUCUGUGACCAUCCCAUCCUCCUGCUGCAUAUCCUUCAUUUCCAAGAAAAUCCCGGGAAAGCUAGUGGUUAGCUACCAGUUGACCAAUGGUAGCACCUGCCGCAAGGCAGGGGUGAUCUUCAUCACCAAGGGGGGCCACAAGAUCUGUAGUGACCCCAAGUUGCCAUGGGUCCAGAGGCACAUGCAGAACCUGGAUGCCAAGAGAAAGCAGCCUCCUGCAGGUGCCAAGGCACGGGGCGCCAAGUUUUCCGUCCAGACACACCACGGCAACAGCACUCAGGUUUAAUCGCCUCUCCUCUGUCCCUGAACUUGGACGCUGGUCUUGGGGCGUGGCACACAGCUGGGAUGAGGCCCGAGUUCAUUUUCCCAUUCUCAGCAUUUCCUUGGGGGAAUGUGUUUAUUCUGUGAGAACCCGGGGGAGCUCCAAGCGUGCCAGAGUUCUGGUGUUUCCUGUGCUGCGUGAGAAGGUUCCAGAAGGAUGGCAUUGGUCAUUCUGCCUUCUCCUCUUGUGUGGCUUGAAGAGCCCAGGUGCAUAAGACUGGAGCACCUGUGGGUGUGCCUUGUUUGCGGCUGGCUUAGCUGCGGUCCUUGUCUUGGGGUGGGGCCCAAGGGCUGUCUGUCUGUCCACCUAUGGGUGUCUGUCUGUCCAUCUGUGGGUGAAGCUCCAUCAACAGUAGUAAUUCCCAAGCCUGUUGGGGGUACUCCAGGCUGGUCCCACCUCCAGAAC